AUGGCCUCCCCUCCACCCCAGAACCGGAGCCGUCGGCCCAGCCCCAGCGAGGACCAGGAUGAGGAGGAGCCAGUGGACCAGAUGAUCAGCAGGACAGGCUGUAUAGAGCAGCACUAUGCCGUCCAGGAGGGCAUGGCCGACCACCAGGACUGGAUGAAGUUUCCGAGCCAGGUCCAGACCUUCAAAGACUGUAUGAUGAUCUUCCAGAAAGCCUGGAAGGAACAGCUGAUGAGGCAGGCUCAAGCAGCAGCAGUGUGGGACACAGAGUCUCCUUAG
This is a messenger RNA of Salvelinus namaycush (lake trout), 276 nucleotides long. RefSeq names its product cytochrome c oxidase assembly factor 4 homolog, mitochondrial-like. Bases 1 to 276 code for a protein of 91 amino acids. The transcript has a single exon. The record is from RefSeq and is a predicted model, not a curated record. Gene Ontology annotation, cellular component: mitochondrial intermembrane space. Lineage: Eukaryota; Metazoa; Chordata; Actinopteri; Salmoniformes; Salmonidae. Gene Ontology annotation, biological process: mitochondrial respiratory chain complex IV assembly.